Messenger RNA from Dreissena polymorpha, 327 nucleotides. RefSeq names its product growth arrest and DNA damage-inducible protein GADD45 alpha-like. The record is from RefSeq and is a predicted model, not a curated record. The transcript is spliced from 2 exons. Bases 1 to 327 code for a protein of 108 amino acids. Gene Ontology annotation, biological process: regulation of cell cycle. Lineage: Eukaryota; Metazoa; Mollusca; Bivalvia; Myida; Dreissenidae. Gene Ontology annotation, cellular component: cytoplasm; nucleus.
AUGCAGGAUCCAGAUCAUGUGAUGCUGUGCCUACUUCCAGAAACCGCCCCAUCUGAUAUCUCUCAUAAAAUACAACAGAAGCUGAUUGAGGCGUAUUGUCUGGAGAACCACGUUUUAGUGGUCAAGGUAAAGAAUCCAGAAAAGCUUGCUUUCCUGUUGAACAAACCAGUGGCAACCAAAACAGAAAAGGACAACCCAGUGACGUCACCAAGCGUGGAUUCCUCCUGUUUGCUCAUAGAAUGGCCGCCCAAAGUGCAGAACAGCAAGCAAGAGCUUCGUUUGAUGGAGCUGAUCUGGUCCAAUCAAGUUGUAGAGUUACCAAUAUGA